AGUUUGUAUUCACACGACUUCGACCACGCAGUGGCUCAUUAGUGCAGAGUUUCGCUAACUGGUUUUGUUAUACUGAGUAGAUAAAUAGUGGUCCUCGACGCAUAAAUUUUACUGGUGAAUAUGAAUUAGAAACAAGAACGCAAGUAGUUGCGCGCGUCCUGUUCGUCAUGGUUGCGAUGCUUUCGCGAUUAUGAAACUUGUGUGUACUAAAAACCAUAGUCGCAGCACGCCCUCAACUUUUGCUUCAGGGUAUAAUUUGUGCCAAAAGCGAAAAACUCUACUCUAAAGCACGAACAUGUUGUACUUUUUUUCCUUAGAAAUGAAAUCGAUAUCCUGGUGAACAAGAUGCAUCGUUACGAGCACGUCGGUCACAUCAGCGAGGGCCGGUUCGGCUCGGUGUCGAAGGCGGUUACGAAGGACACGCAGGAUUACGUGGCCAUCAAGGAAGUGUACUACCGGGAUUGCGCGCGGCGCGUGUGUAUCAAAUGCAAAAAAAUGAUCUCAGUCUGGAUGAAAGGUCGAUUGCAACAAUCAGACCAGCAAGACUUGCUGGUCUGAUUGUUGCACAAUGCUAGUAGUAGAGCGUUAUUUAUUGUACGGCCUAGAACUAAGUAGCAGCAUGGGAGGGCUUAUUUGUGUGCAGUUGCAGGUUCAUCUCCAUUCGUACUGAUUGAUGAAAAGGUCGCAUUUUUUGACUUGAGCACGACAAAAAAGCUGGUGGCAAAAAUGCAUCUUCACAGUAGAUCUGGCUCUACACCUACUACAAGUUUCGCAUGAACGAGACGAGACCGAGAUCAUUUUUUGCCAUUCAUACUCUGCCCAGUGACGGGUCGAAUUGUGCUGGAAGCCACGGACGCCUGGACGAAAUCGAUUCUCCGUGAGCUAGAGUUCUACGACCCCGCAGCGGUGAAAUCGCAAACAAACGCGGACGAGUUGCUAUUCGGGGUCGUGGGAUCAUCUUCGGGCGUGACGGGUGACAGUUCGACAGCUUCGAGCACCACCGCAAACGGUAUCCACUGCAAAUCUGUUGCCGUACACGACCAUGCACAACUACAAAUGCAUAUGCAAUCGCUGCACGACAAAAAGAAACUUCUCGCAGCCAUAUCGAAUUAUUUAGGUUGACGGAGUUUGUUACUUGUAAACGCGUUGGAGGCUUGUCUAUUUUGUGUACGGCAAAUUUGUAUUGCACAAGCGGUAGCCAGCGGAACUCGAGCUCCUCCAGUAGUACAACUGAGAGUCUUCAUUCUGGUGACCACAGAGAUCAGCAUAAAAAUCCGUCGGGCGAAAAAAACAGCAGCCCAUCUUCCUCGCGAAACAAUGGCAGCGGGUCUUACAGAAAUAGUACUUCUGGUGCCAAGAACUACAACCCGGAGUUGUCGUCAUCUUCAUCCAGAAGAAGCCAGCUCGCCGUCGCGGACAACGAGCAGCGGCAGUUUUUCUGCGGCGCCAGCGCCGACGCGAGUUUCUUCAACGCCAGAACGCAGCAGGUCGUGUAUGAAGGCGCACGGAUGGAGUUGGAAAAUCUGAAUCUGACACUGGAAGAGUACCUGGGCGCCGGCGCUAUCAUGGUACCGCAGUGCAGCCCCUUGGGUGGGGGUGGUGCAACUGGUCGUGGGAACAAUGAGUAUCCUGUGUAAAAAAACGUCCCCACCCCAUAGUCAAGAUGGGCAAUCUGCUAGACAAAUCCACAGGGCUUGGCUGUUGCGCAUGAGAGAUUUGGUCUCGUAGUGUAAUCGUAUUUAGCUACUUUACGAGCAUCACAGAUCCAGCACAUCAUGCUGAUUGGAGCAUGACAAAUUCCGAAACACAGCUAGAAAAUGCUUCGCAUGGAACUCCGCAUGAGAAACAUCUUCAGCAUGCAGAAUUGCAUUACAACUACGGGGUGGGGACGUUUUUGCAAAUGAUAACGAGGAGGAUAUGUUCAUCCACAACGUGUUGGAUUGCACGAGCCAGAUCUUUAUCAAGUGUAAAAAUGUCUGGGUCUGGAAGAAUGCGCGAUUUGUCAUGCAGCUUUUCCAUGACCCAUGAGGUCUGGAAUACGAGACCCAGCAUGACAGAUUCUUUGAGGUCUCUAUCAUGCCUUUCCUGCGUGAGAAACUCCCUCUCAACUUGGUCAAAAGGGUACAGCUUUUGGCACUCAUGCAACACAGAUUUCCGCAUGAUUCGGAUUUAGCAUGACAAGUUGCAAUCUUCCAGACCCAGACAUUUUUACAAUCCAUAAUCUUCGGCAGCAACUUGAAUCCCAUGCUGAAACACGUGGAAGGAGAGAUGAAUCAGCACCCCAAUAUCGUGAAAAUGUUGUCGCAUUUCCGCAGUCCGCAGCAGCCGUGCUACUACCUCGUGUACGAAUUCUGCGAAAUGGAUCUCUACCAGGUCCUGAACGCGCCGGGGGAAAUCUUCAGCAACUUGGGGAGUUGUAGUAUCCUGUGCAAAUAAAGUGUCGUUGUACUACCCCUACUGAGUACUUGAAUUCAUCUUGCAGUUAUGCAUGGCAAAAUUGUGAUCUUAGCCUUAGGUCGUAAGUCAGCAUUUUUGCAAAUUCUAUUGUUUCUUCUGAGAUGAGCUUCUUUUGUGAUGCGAUUGAUACUACUACUGCGAUACUUUUGCAAUGCAUAACUUGUACAUCACCACCAAUGCACCCGACAAGGACCCCGGAAGGUGUCAAACUGUCCGAAUCCCAAGUGAAACGCUUGACGUUCCAACUGUUGAAUGGACUGCAAGAGCUGCACGUGAAUCGGAAGGUGAUGCACAGGGAUUUGAAGCCCUCAAAUUUACUGCUACACAAGGACGGCCUGCUAAAAAUCGCGGAUUUCGGGUCCGCGUGCCUGAUUCCGGAGAAACCAAUUCGCGCGGUGUCGAAAAAGGAACCAGCUGCAGUCGAUACCAAGCCACUUGCUGCCACGUGUGGAGCGAGAGCCAGUUCCUCCAGUGCAGGGGCGAGAAGUACCACGACUGCUGCUAGUUGCGGCGCGACGGUCAACUCUAGAAGUACUCAGGCGACGAGUGAACAAGGAAAUCCGACUGAAGAAGCCAAUGUCCCCAGCGACCAGGACCGGAACCUUCUCCCAAACACUGCUGAUGUUGCUGGUGCUAUAAAUUCGAAAAUCAAUAAAGAUGGAGCAAAAAGAACCUCCACAAUUGCGAGCUCUACAUCAGAUCUCCCCGACCCUCGUUCUCCUGGCGUAGAGAACCGCUCGGAAAAUAAUAGCAGUUCCUCGCCGACGAGAGCCACCAAGCGCCCGCACCCAUUACUGGGAACCGCACCGGAUGCGCUCGAGAACCUGCUGGGAGCUGCAGCAGGUGCAGCAUCUGCAGCUAGUACCAACAAGGAAGGACAUGUCGUCGCAGCUACUGCCGCUCCGGAUUCCUCGAAAAUGGUGAAUCGACCAGGAAUGAAGCAAAACCAAAACCACAAGUCCUCGAUAGUGUCUACUGGCGCAGCGGUAUGCAAAGAAAAAAGUGCUGUUGCAGUGAUACAUUAUGGCACAGUAGAGCAAGCAAGACAGAGAAGGUCUGUCAUGCCGGAUAAAUUUAGUACUCAGGAGGAGGUUAGUAUCAUACGUGUUUUAAUGUUCCCUUGUGAAGUAGAUCUCUGCAUAAAAGUUUGAAGCUAAGCUUCCUCUGUCAUCAUGCAGGACCACAUCCAGUUUGUGUUGCUGAUUAGCCGCCAACAAAUGUGUUACUGUGAAUAAACACUUUUUUCCUUGCAUAAGCAGCCAACGCUUUGACGCGGGAGAUCUGCACGCGGUGGUACAAGUCGCCAGAGCUGCUCUACGGGUCCUACACCUACGACGAGAAAAUCGACAUUUGGGCGGUGGGGUGCAUCAUCUACGAACUGAUGCAACAUUUGAAGACCAAUAGUUCUCCUCACUCGACGAGCGAAGAUCAUGCCGUUCCUACUCCCACUGCCCGAAGUCCAAGCCAAGCACCGGGAGCAGGAACAACUACCUCCCACGGCGAACAGAACGCACCACCGCAACAGCCAAGCAGCGGACCACAACCACCGACCGACGAGAUGAAGCCGGUUCUACUUGCGCCCACGAUUUCCAAUCCCGCAACGACGGCUUUGAUGUUCGAUUUCGACGGCGAUGAACGAGAAGACUUUAUUGCAUCGGCCCGAGAAGCUGUACAAACGAAUAAGGUCCUAUUCGACGGCGACUGCGAUAUUCAGCAGCUCGGGAAAAUCUUCCACUGCCUGGGCACGGUGAAGCACGCCGACUGGCCUGAGGUGAGAGCGCUUCCGGACUACGGGAAAAUCCAGUUUAUCGAUAUUAUCGAAAGGAAAAAUCCCCCCUCCCCAUAUCAAAACGGAAUUUCUGAUGCUGGAUUUGUAUACACAAAGCAGCUUUGUAUUGCAGAGAGGCACUGCGGCCAGAUCCCCAGGCAAGGUAGGGGCGUAUGGGUCUAGUUGUUCAGCAUGGCAAACGGCUCCUCUUUAGGCCCAACAGCAUGGCAAGCCGCUUCCAUAAUGGGGCGGAAGCUUCUGCCCUUGUCUUCUUGCAAGACAAAUGCGAUCCGUGGCCUCAAAUCAGCAACGCAAAUCUUCGGAAACAUACCUUUUCAAUAUGGGGAGGGGGGAUUUUUCCUUACGAUAGAUAUCCCCGCGCCGCCGAACCAGUACCUGGAAAAGAAGCCCUUCGACGACGACUCUCUGGUCGCGGCCUGCAUAAAGUUGAACCCCAAACACCGGGCGGAAGUCGGAGAUUUGUUGAUGAGCAGUUGGUUUGCGGGCGUGGUGAACAACGACAUGCGACACGACAUCGUGGCGGUCAUAGAAAGGACGAAAGCGCUGCAGAAUUACACCGCCACCGAUGUUCUUGACGAGAGUCCUGGUGAGCGAAGGAGGAACAGUGGCAGGAGAAUUCUUGCCACUUCUUCUUCUCCAGCGGGGAAUGCAAGCGCAGAAGUGCUGCUGGCAAAUGGAACUAGGGGUCCGAACGGCGACGUCAAUGUGCUGGUUCUGGACCAAGAUCUUCAGGGCCUCAACACCAUGGACAGUCCGAGGACGAACAUCGACCCCUCUUCCGAAGACUGUCCGGAGCAGGUACAUCGAGAAACUGCCACGAGGCGAGGGCGAGGAGGGGUCGUGGCAGGAAGUAGAAGACCAAGCGCAAGAACUGAGAACAAUUCUAGUACAGCCGGCAAUUAUGCAACAUCAUUUCCAAGAAUAUCAAAUCCGGUCUCGUCGUCCGGUGGACAUCACCACGAUCUCCCCGCCCGCUCCGAUUCCUCCUCGACCGCGACGCAACACACCGACACCGAGCAAAUAAACGAGGAGGACUUUACCGCGUUGCCCUUUCAAGGUCUGUACAACUUGACGCAGCUGCAAAAGUCCCCGACCGCAGGAGGUGCAGCUGGCGACGGUGUAAGAACAACAAGUCCAGGAGCAUCUGGCACUACUAGUUGUACCCAGGAACAACAGCCGCGCGGAACAAACAAACAAAGUUCCACCUCCCGGAGAUCAUUCGAGCACACCAGCCCACAAGCGAACUCCCGAGGACCGUUGCAGGUGAACAGUAGCAAGAAUAAGAAGGUGGAGGCAGCGGUGAACAAUCCAACUUCUCCGCCGAUCCGACCUUUGCAGUUGCCGACGCGGGUUGGUACGACCACGGGGACGGCAAAUUAUAACGGAUCAUCUUCAACAUCAACAUCUGGGGGUGUGAUUGCGGGCCGCACGCCGGGGAAUGCGCGGAUACUGCGAAAUCGCGAUUUCCAUGACCGCGGAAGCAGGGGGAGAAUGGGAAGGGGUGGCGGAGGGAAGGUGGGCUCGAACUUGGCUAUUUCGAGCGACGAUGACGAACAGGACCCGGAUGAGUUUCUGUAGAUGAAAUAACGCUUGAAAAUAAGUUGUAUCCACUUGUGACAUGUUAUCCCCUGAUGUAAUGUAGCAGUAGCUAUCUUCCCUAUCCCGUCGAGACUCGGAUCAAAUGCAAGAAAUGCUUGAUGAGGCUGCGUAUGGUCGCCUGGCUGAUGUGCAUUCCGAAGUAAAAUGCUCUGGCGCAAAAUUCUCCCGCCUUCCGAAUGCACCCACGUGGUUCGCUCUCCGUUUUC
Molecule: messenger RNA, 6051 nt
Organism: Amoebophrya sp. A120
Lineage: Eukaryota; Dinophyceae; Syndiniales; Amoebophryaceae
Source: the annotation of a GenBank genome assembly